ACUUUGAGCCUCGGUUCAUUUUGCUACCUUCCCAAUUGCGAUGAUAAACUACUCGUACGAAUCCAUCUGGAGAUCACUGCAGUAAAAUCAAAAAUGAUCUUUGCGCCUCAACGUUUUGUAAUUCGGUGGUAGGAUUUAUGACCAUCUAAUCGCGGGAUCUCAAAAGUAAGGUUAGUGCCGACCAGUGAUUACAAGGACCAAAUUAUGCUUAUUAACGGAAAGAAACAGAUCCCCAUUGUCCAAUGAACUAGUGCUGCGAUUUGCAGUACAAGACUUCACAUAUUUUGCAAGUGGCUGGCUGGUGGGCUGUCUCUGUCACCCCACAUGCCAAUUUGUCAUAUAUAACAAGCACUUGAUCUUAGGUAGAAGACGAUGGUUCUUGGAUGCAUCCAUGCCUAGGGGCGCUACUGAGCACUCCAAUUCAACACGCAGGCAGCCACCAAAGACCGGGCUGCCAGCUAAUGUGAGAAAGACCAGAGGCCGACGACUUCCCGAUUCAUCAUGGUUCCUAAUGUGAGAAAGCAUACGUUAUGGGUAAGACAGGUCAAAAGAGGGAACUCUGUUCCACACUCAAACUUCAAAGCCUUCUGUUGUGAAGGUACAAGAGUGUGUUCAUAUGUAGCACAUGUGAGUAUCAGAGUUUGUGACAUUGCUCCUCUAUACAAUCCCUUUCUAACUCGCAUCUGUCAAAACACUUAGCUGUAUCCAGUUCAGUUCUUGUGGCUACUUGUCCUUAUGGAAGGAACAGCAGCAUUGUUCUUCUGCUUCUCAUUGUUGUGCCUCUGCUCCCAUGCUCGGGUCCCUCCGGGCAGCAGCAGCAGCAGCAACGCCACGGCUGGCGACGAGCUCGCUCUCCUCUCCUUCAAGUCCAUGCUGUCUUCAGGUCCGUCAAGCUUACUGGCUUCUUGGAGCAUGUCCAGCCACUACUGCAGCUGGCCAGGAGUUGUUUGCGGCCGGCAGCACCCCGACAGGGUUGUCGCCCUGCGCUUGGGUUCCUUCAACCUGUCAGGACGCAUCUCUCCAUUCCUGGGAAACCUGUCCUUCCUCCAAAAGCUGGACCUUCGCAACAACCAGCUCGUUGGGCAGAUACCUCCGGAGCUCUGUCGUCUUGGCAGGCUUCAGGGGCUGAACUUGAGCACAAAUUUUCUCCAAGCAAGCAUUCCGGGUGCCAUGGGAGGAUGCACCAGCCUCAAGGUUCUGGACCUAAGCAGUAAUGAACUCGAAGGUGAGAUUCCAGCUGAGAUAGGUGCCUUGAAGGAUAUGAUCGACUUGCGCCUUCAUCAAAAUGAUUUGUCUGGAGAGAUCCCUCAGUACCUGACAGACCUGCGGUCACUCAGGUACUUGUCACUGUAUGAGAACAGAUUAUCAGGAGCGAUGCCACCUACUGUGGGUAAUCUCACCAGCCUCCAGCAUCUUGAUCUUGAGGGAAACAUGUUAUCAGGAGCUAUCCCUUCAUCUUUGGGCUUGCUGCCCAGUUUAUCUUGGGUCAACUUGGAGGACAACAACUUAAGUGGGUCGAUCCCUGAUUCAUUUUGGAACGUUUCCUCUCUGAGAUCGUUCUCUGUCGGCAACAAUACGCUGAGUGGAGUAAUACCUCCAGGUGCGUUCAAUGCUCUUCGCCAUCUGGAGAUCAUAAUAAUGAGCACUAACCAGUUUCAUGGGUACAUCCCUGCCUCGAUAUCUAAUGCUUCCAAGAUACAGAAACUUUCGCUCAGCAGCAACUUUUUCAGUGGCACUGUUCCUUUGGAGGUUGGAAAUUUAGGAAAUCUUCAUACGCUGCAGCUCUCUGCAAAUUUGAUUGAAGCUAAAGAACCAAAAGACUGGGAAUUCCUGACUGCAUUAGCGAAUUCCUCCCAGUUAGAAUUUUUGCUAUUGGGUAGCUGCAAGCUUGGUGGAGCACUUCCUGAAUCACUUUCCAAUCUUUCCACUUCUCUACGAUACAUCUCCCUUUCGUACAAUGCAAUCUCGGGAAGCAUACCAAGAGAUAUAGGUAACCUCAUAAAUUUACAAUUUCUCGACCUCCGGUUCAAUUCUUUCACAGGGUCUCUUCCAUCUUCCUUUAGCAAGCUUAAAAACUUGCAUACUUUCUCUGUAGCACUCAACAAAAUGAGUGGGUUGAUACCAUUGACCAUUGGAAAUCUUACAGAAUUGAAUAUUUUCGAACUUGUAGAGAAUAGCUUCAGUGGUAGGAUACCGAGCACACUAGGAAACCUGACAAAGUUGGUGGGACUAAGUCUUUCAAAUAAUAAUUUUACAGGACCCAUUCCGACUGAAAUAUUCAAUAUUCACACACUCUCUACAAUUUUGGAUGUAUCAAACAAUAACUUGGAGGGAUCAAUACAACAAGAAAUUGGAAACUUGAUAAAUCUUGUUGAAUUCCGUGCAGCGUCGAACAAAUUGUCUGGUCAAAUCCCUAGCAGCCUUGGUGAAUGCCAACUUCUCCAGAAUCUCUAUCUACAAAAUAACAUGUUCAGUGGUGGUAUCCCAUCACUCCUGGGUCAACUGAAAGGUCUGCAAAUUGUUGACCUCUCAAGCAACAACAUGUCAGGCCAAAUACCCAUGUUCUUUGGUACCUUUAGCACUCUCCAGUAUCUAAAUAUUUCAUUCAAUAGCUUUUUCGGGGAACUGCCAACAGUUGGCAUCUUCGCAAAUGCUUCUGCAAUCUCAAUCCAAGGAAAUAGCGAACUUUGUGGCGGCAUACCUGAUCUGCAUUUGCCUUCAUGUUCUUCAGAUCGACCAAAGAAAAAGCAUAAAUCUCUCGUGAUUCCUAUCGUUAUUUCUCUUGUUGCAGCAAGUUUCAUCCUUGCAUUACUCUAUAUGCUUCUAACCUGGCACAAGAGACGAAAAACAACAACCCCGCCAACAACAAUCAUGCAAGGGCACCCUUUGAUCUCUUAUUCGCAGUUGGUAAAAGCAACAAAUUGUUUUUCUGCAACCAAUUUGUUAGGAUCUGGGUCAUUUGGGUCCGUUUACAAAGGAGAGCUAGAUGAUCAAGCAGGUGAAAGUACAAAUCUUGUUGCUGUGAAGGUGCUAAAACUUCAGACUCCUGGGGCAGUGAAGAGUUUCAUUGCCGAAUGCGAAGCACUGCGAAACCUGCGACAUCGGAAUCUUGUCAAGAUAGUUACAGCUUGCCUGAGCAUUGAUAAUAAUGGGAAUGAUUUCAAAGCAAUUGUGUAUGACUUCAUGCCUUGUGGCAGUUUAGAAGGUUGGCUACAUCCUGACACAAAUGGGCAAACAGAGCGUAAGUUCUUGAAUCUGCUUCAAAGAGUGAGCAUACUACUCGAUGUGGCUUUUGCGUUAGAUUAUCUUCACUGCCACGGUCCUGCACCUGUUAUACAUUGUGAUCUUAAGUCAAGUAAUGUGCUCUUGGAUGCUGAUAUGGUAGCCCAUGUUGGAGAUUUUGGACUCGCUAAAAUUCUCUUUGAGAAAAGCUCAGUUCUCCAACAGUCAAUGAGCUCGAUGGGAGUUAGAGGCACAAUUGGUUAUGCUGCCCCAGAGUAUGGUGCCGGGAACAUGGUAUCGACGCAUGGAGAUAUUUAUAGUUACGGAAUUCUUGUGUUAGAAAUGGUAACCGGGAAGAGGCCCACUGAUAGCAGAUUCACACAAGAGCUGAGCCUCCGUGAGCAUGUUGAGCUUGGUCUACAUGGUAGACUGCUGGACGUUGUUGACAUCCAGCUGUCUUUGGGCCUGGAGAAUGAGCAUCAGACUGUCAAUGACUUUUCACGCAAAACACAGAUUAAUUGCCUGAUUUCACUGCUCAGACUUGGAGUGUCUUGCUCCCAGGAAACGCCAUCGAGUAGAAUGUCGACCGGAGACAUCAUCAAGGAACUGCAUGACAUCAAAGAAUCUCUCAUGUUGGAAAUACAGAACAUCAUGAAGCAAAGGUGAUCCAUUCAUGGAAACUGAAGCUUGUCAUAAAUCAUAAUUCAAUCGGAAUCUGGAUAGCUGAGUCCAAAAGCCUCCAGUGUAUGCUGAUGGGGGGGCGGUCAUGCUUUUUUUUUUUUGGUUAGUUCGCUGAAAAUGCAUUGGGAGCACCAGCUUGUCAGUUGUGAUCGUAUUGUUGAGUGUAUCAUAUCUUUGCUACAUCCAUAGUAGUUGCAACAUUUUUCUUUUUGAGGAUUCAUUUUUGGGGCUCUGGGGAGGUAAACCCCAAUAUUUACUUGUCAGUGGGAAAGGAAUUGCUCUAUGCACUUUCCUGAUUCUUUUUAUUACAAGUCUCUUAACCAUUUUUGUUGAUGUUCA
This is a messenger RNA of Phragmites australis (common reed), 4242 nucleotides long. Its product is annotated as receptor kinase-like protein Xa21. The transcript is spliced from 2 exons. The record is from RefSeq and is a predicted model, not a curated record. Gene Ontology annotation, cellular component: plasma membrane. Gene Ontology annotation, molecular function: receptor serine/threonine kinase binding; protein kinase activity; ATP binding. The coding region runs from base 736 to 3888 and encodes 1050 amino acids. Lineage: Eukaryota; Viridiplantae; Streptophyta; Magnoliopsida; Poales; Poaceae. Gene Ontology annotation, biological process: protein phosphorylation.